AUGUGGGCGUUGGUGGACUGCGAGGACUACUGAGAACCGGGUGAAGAAGGAGCAGCAGCAGCAGAGACCCGAUUUGGGGAUUUGGGCCCUCUGCCACAUGUGGGACAAUUCCUGGCGGUGGUGGAUGGUUUCUUCCACGUUGGGUGUUUGGAACUGGGAGGGUUGCUGAUCAGCCCAGUUGCACCAUCCACUGGCGAUGGCGAGACGCGCAGGCUUGACUUGGCCCCACGUUAUUAUUACUGGGCCUGCCGGCAGUCGCUUCCAGACAGACAGGGUGCAGUUUGCAGAGCUGCUGGGUCGAGAAAGCACCUGCAGCAGGGGAGACGGAGGCGGGGGCGGAGGAGACCUAGAGCGGCCGGUGCCAUCCCUUUUUUUGCCAUUAUAGGAGAAGACGAAAUUUGAAGAAGAAGAAUGAGGGGUUCAAAGUGAAUCAGCUAGAGGCUGAAUUCCCUGAGCUUUCUGUGAGGCUAGCUUUUGAGCUCGUAAGUCUAAGUGCCGACAGUGGUGCCCCCGAGCUGAAGGUUCAGUGUGACAUUCUCAACUCCGAACGUCUGAGUUGGUUUUGAAUUAGUGAGAGUAUGUUGGAUUUAUUUCCAGUUUUGAAGAGACCAGAGAUUGCCCGAGCAACUAAGUGAAGCUUCAAUCCGACCGCACAUCCCAAGAACAGAGUCUAUCGGUAUGAGACCAUCGGCAAUUGUUGGAACGAAGGCGGUAGCAAUCCCAUCACGGCAAUCUGGGUGGAUGCUUGUUGGUUAACCACAUACUGCAAGUAGUUUUGGAGUUGCAGUAGUGUGUUGAGAAGGGGUGGCAGGGUGAAAGGAGGGGUGAUCGAGAAUUAUGCAACUAACUACGUGGGUCAGAUGCAAGCCCAUCUCAAAUGAAUAAGGUCAACUAAUAGAGGAAAAACAACACGUCAUAUCCUGUGUCGCUAAGCCUCAAGUGAUCGACAGCGCGAGAAGGAAAUGGAAAUUAGGUGUUAAAAGCAAUCGGCCAUUCAGUUUUGAAGCGCUACAUCCUAGAAGCCACAAUUUAGCAUCAUUGACGUUUUGAUAGCUGUCAUAGCUAUCUCGCCUACUUAAGACAAGAGGGUUUAUCCAUCGUGAGGUGCACUGACGGUAGAAACAGGACUGCAGCUUGGAACCCAGGAAUUAUGAGGUCGCAGCUGCAAAUGUCGUCGGGGGUGUGAGACAAAUUCAAUCAAACAUUUUGAAGACGAGGGAUGGAUCGAUUUUUUUUCCCCACUGAGACCAGAAUGUCGAAGCCUCGGCAUUUAGGGCCUUCCCCUUCACUGAAUCGGUCAUUAUCAAGACUGUCUUCAUCAACAUCUUUCUCAUCGCGGCAGUCAAAUUCGAGAAUUCACAAAUUUCUGAUCGCCGGUGGACUACUCUUGUUUGCCACCGUUGCCUUCUUCCAAGUGCAUCUGCCUGGGGCCCCACAAGGCUCCAAGCUUAGUCCUCUUGAGCAUGGGAAGUCAGACAAGGGCGCUGGAGUUAAACAUGCAUGGUGGAAGGAGAAUGUCGGGGUAAGGGAUACCAGCGACUUGGAUCUGGUUACUGGUAAAAUCAGAUCGGUUGAAAAGAGAAAGUUUGGACGAAGAAUGGGAGCAGUGCAACGCGUUGAAGAUGACGUAGAGGUGGGAAGUAGUGAUGAAGACACAGAAACCGUAGAAGAAAUGGGAGAUGAUGGGGAUGUAGAUGAAGAUGAAGAUUGGGAUCGCUUUGAUGUUGAUGAAGAUGAUGCAGUUGUCGAAGAUGAGGAUGAUGACCUUGAGGACAUGGAUCUGGCAGUUGUUGCAGAAAUGGCGGAUCAGGAUGGUUUUGAAAGUGUAACAAAUGACCCGGACUCUUCCAAAAAAUCUGGACAGGAGGGUUUUAGUAAAAUAAAUUCAGCAGUGCCUGAGAAAGGGGGAGUUAAGAAAGUUGCCUCUUCCAAGUCACCAGGUCGUAAUCGUGUAAAUAAUGAAAAAAGUAGCAAUAGUAAUACUGAUCAACACAGGGGCAAACCAGGUAACUAUAAACCCAAACAUAACAAAAUUGCUAAGGGAAAUGCUGUUCCGGAUUGGGUUCUUGAUGAUAAAUUGCGUAUCGAACAGGGCGAAAUUUCUGAGACACAUCAGAAGGGUUUUGAGAAAGACCUAAUAACGGGCAUAGAAAAGAGGAAGAGCUCAUUCUUUUGGGAUCAUGCACUGGGUGUUCGCAAGAGAUCUUUGGAAAAUGUGGGCUCUAUGGGCUUGGGAGAAAUUAAGAACUCAACUGCCAUCUAUAAGCCUGGCGAGGUUGUGGAAGACAAACGUGUAGCAACAGGGGACAAAGAAGCAGCCAAAGUAGCUGUGCUGCAGUUGAGAGGCUUCAAGGAAGUCGUUGAGAAUUGGAAGGAGCGGUUCAACAGCGAUGAUGAGUUGAUAGACGAUGAUGUUCAGCAACGCCUUGAAGGUGUGCGUGAAAUUGAAGAUGCUUUGUUGUUGAAUGGGGAUGUAGCACCAGAGAAGCCGACACUUUCCAAGAAGUUUGAUGCUGCUUUGAAGAAGGGAGGAGGAAGAUUUGACCCUAUGAAUCCUGCCAACAACCCAAUGCUUCAAGAUCCUGACACAGAUCCCGGGACGUGGAUGACGAAGACUGACAAAGAGAUGUUAAUGGCUAUCAAAGGAGGUCGUUUCAGUGGUGGUUUGCCACCCAAGGUCCUCUUGAGGGGCAAUAUCCCUGGGACUGUUACUAAGACAGAUGCCGAGGUGGAUAGACGAGCCUCCGCAGUCGAGGCUUCCAGUUAUGCAAGGCAGGAGAAAAGAGAGAUUACCAAAUCUAUUCUAGCUGAAAUCAGCGAUCUACGUAGAUCCGGCGAGGUACAUGGUGCGGGUGGGCUGGGAAAAUUCAUGGAAUUGAGCUCUCAGAGAAAUGGAGAUGAGAGGCAAUCAGUAUAUUAUCCCGGAAUAGGAUCUUCACUGUCCUUUUUGAAUUUUACGGAAGCUUUCUUGGGGCAAGAGAGCUGCUCACUUAAUGUCUUUAUGGCUUGGGUUACCCCUGCACGGGAUUUCACAGCCAGGCACCAACGGGCGUUAGAAAGUCUUUUUCGCAUUCACCGGAAUGCUUGCGUGGUCAUUUUCUCAGACACACUUGAGUUUGAUUUCUUCAGUACAUUCGUGAAAGAAGGGUACAAGGUAGCUGUGGUGCGACCAAAUCUGCAGGAGCUUCUAGCAGACACUCCAUCUGAUGUUUUCUCUGCUGUCUUGCCGAAGUUGAAAGAGAAGCCUUUGUUUCACUUGCAUAUUACUGAACUUCUAAGAUUAGCAGCUCUUUACAGGUUUGGAGGAAUAUAUCUGGACAUGGAUGUGCUUGUCUUGCGACCUAUGGACAAUCUACGCAAUACUUUAGGUUCUGAAAUCACUGCGAACGGAAACCUACGACUUAGUGGUGCUGUUUUGGUCUUCGAGAAGUCCAGUCUAUUUCUGAAGAAGUGUAUGGAGGAAUUCACGAGGACGUACGACGAGACAUUAGAUCAGUAUAAUGGAGCAGAUCUCUUGACACGAGUUGCCAAUUCUACUGUUGAUGAAGAGGGUACUACAUGGACAAAGCUGCCGCAUUUGUUGAAGAUUCAAGGGCCGUCUACGUUUUUUCCACUGGAUUCAAGUGGGAUCUCAAAAUUCUUUGCAGCACCUAAAGAUGACAUCGUGAAAGAAAAGCAACGGAACCUGCUGAUCAGAAUUUCCGAAGAGGCAAUCACUGUCCAUUUGUGGAACAGUGUUACAUCGAGCCUAGUUACGGAGCCAAAUAGUCUUGUAGAAACCAUUCUGAGCCGAUCUUGUCUGCGAUGUGAGAAUGUUCUAUGAUUGUCUCAGAUUUUUUGAACCCGGAAAUUGUAUAAGAUUAGUAUCUAUGUACCAUAAGAUUAACAUUUGUGUACCGUAUAUACCGCAGCAAUAUCUUUUCUAUGUUUAUUUUGUUCUCUUAUUAUUGUUAUUUUUAUGAUUUUGAAAGAAACGUAGGUAACAGCGUAGUUGGUAGGACCAAUGAACGGGAACAACUGGCAGUUGGUUUAAUAUCAAACCGAGCUAAACGCCCAAUUGACUGCUGCAUCAGUGAUUUCUUUUCCCAAAACCUUGUUCUAAAAUAUGAAGAUACUUAUCUGAAAUGA
Physcomitrium patens is the source of this 4128-nucleotide messenger RNA. The record is from RefSeq and is a predicted model, not a curated record. Lineage: Eukaryota; Viridiplantae; Streptophyta; Bryopsida; Funariales; Funariaceae.